UUGCUCCAUAAAAAAAACCGCACGAGUGACAUACGAGAUUUUUGUAGUUUCAAUAUCAGUCACUCACUCCUUUCUCCGUCUAUCAUCAUCCUCUUUAUCUUUCUCACACAUUCAUUUUCAUUCCCUCAUUUUUCUUCAUCAAUGAACCAUCAAUUACUCCAAUCCCAAUUCAUUUCAUUCUCAUCUCUCACCUAAACUCUUUUUUAAAUUUCCUCAAUGGAGGGUACCCUCUUCCCCAAUAGACCACUUCUUCCACUCCCAACAAAAAAAUCUCCACAACAACCUUUGAAAUUCAAACCAACAUUUUCUCACUCUCCACCACCACCACAACAAUCACCACCAUCACAAACACCUGUUUCAUAUCAUUUAGAUUCUCUUCUUCACCAUCUCAAACACCUUUCUUCAGCACAAAAACUUGUCCCUUUAAAUCAAAACAACAACAACAAUAAUAACACCCAUUUCUCUUCUCUCCAAAUUCCACUUGAUAACACCCACAAAACUCUUCAACACUCUCAUACAAAACGACCCAAUUCGGCAUCUGUUGAUUGUAACUGGUUUGAGGAUGCAAAGUUUGGAUUUUUAUCUGAUAAAAGUAAGUGUAUGCUUAAUUCAAUUGUUGGAUUUUCUUUGAAUGAUUUGAUUGAGUUUUUCAACUCUGUGAAAUAUGAGUUACUUGAAUCUGAUAUUACUAGUUUGUUGAAAGGUUUGGACCUUUCUGGUAAUUGGGAAAGAGCUUUUUUGUUGUUUGAAUGGGUUUGGUUGAAUUUUGGGUCUGAAAAUAUGAGGGUUGAUGAUCAAUCUGUUGAAUUAAUGGUUAAGAUAUUGGGUAGGGAAUCACAAUAUUCAAUUGCAUCCAAGUUGUUUGAUAUAAUUCCUGUUGAAGAAUAUUCACUUGAUGUUAGGGCUUGUACCACUGUUCUUCAUGCUUAUGCUCGGACCGGUAAGUAUAAACGCGCCAUUUAUAUCUUUGAGAAGAUGAAGGAGACUGGUCUUAAUCCAAAUUUGGUUACUUACAAUGUUAUGCUUGAUGUUUACGGCAAAAUGGGUCGGUCUUGGAAUAAGAUUUUGGGGUUGUUGAAUGAGAUGAGAUGUAAAGGGCUUGAGUUUGAUGAGUUUACUUGCAGCACUGUGAUAUCUGCUUGUGGAAGAGAGGGAAUGCUUGAUGAAGCAAGGAAGUUUUUUGCUGAUUUGAAAUUGAAUGGAUAUAAACCCGGAACUGUUACGUACAAUUCUAUGCUGCAGGUUUUUGGGAAGGCUGGUGUUUACAUUGAAGCCUUGAACAUCUUAAAAGAAAUGGAGGAUAAUAAUUGCGUGCCUGAUGAGGUUACUUACAAUGAGCUUGUGGCAGCUUAUGUAAGAGCCGGGUUUCACGACAAAGGCGCUGCUGUCAUUGAUACAAUGGCAAGCAAAGGUGUUAUGCCAAAUGCUGUUACUUAUACCACAGUGAUAAAUGCGUAUGGCAAGGCAGCAGACGAGGACAAGGCGUUGAAUAUGUAUGGUCAGAUGAAGGAGUUGGGGUGUGUUCCUAAUGUGUCCACAUACAAUGCUGUUCUUGCAAUGCUAGGCAAGAGGUCGAGAUCAGAAGACAUGAUUAAGGUUCUCUGUGACAUGAAAUUGACCGGAUGUCCUCCUAAUCGUAUCACGUGGAACACGAUGCUUGCUGUGUGUGGUGAGAAGGGUAAGCAAAAAUAUGUUAACCAGGUUUUAAGGGAAAUGAAAAACUGUGGAUUUGAGCCUGAUAAAGACACGUUCAAUACAUUAAUUAGUGCAUAUGGUCGGUGUGGAUCUGAAGUUGAUGUUGCGAAAAUGUACGGAGAAAUGGUUACAGCAGGCUUUACUCCAUGCAUAACGACUUAUAAUGCUCUUCUUAACGCUCUUGCCCGGCGAGGUGAUUGGAAAGCAGCAGAAUCCGUCAUUCUUGACAUGCGAUAUAAGGGCUUUAAGCCGAAUGAAACUUCGUACUCGCUUUUGCUUCAUUGUUAUUCUAAGGCUGGGAACGUCAGGGGUUUAGAGAAGGUUGAGAAAGAAAUUUAUGACGGUCACAUCUUUCCUAGUUGGACACUUUUGCGAACCCUUGUUCUUACAAACUAUAAGUGCAGACAGCUUGAAGGAAUGGAAAGGGCGUUUCAUCAGUUGCAAAAGAAUGGAUACAAACUCGAUAUGGUUGUAAUUAACUCCAUGCUUUCGAUGUUCAUCCGAAACAUACAGCUCGAGAAGGUGCACGAAAUGAUAGACCUCAUUCACAAAAGUGGGUUUCAGCCGAAUCUUGUGACAUAUAAUAGCUUGAUAGACUUGUAUGCCCGUGUCGGUGAUUGUUGGAAAGCAGAAGAAAUGCUCAAGGAAAUUCAAAACUCGGGUCUGAAACCAGAUGUCGUGUCUUACAAUACCGUCAUCAAGGGAUUUUGUAAAAAAGGGCUCAUGCAGGAGGCUAUAAGAAUUCUUUCAGAGAUGACUGGCUACGGAAUUCAACCAUGUCCGAUUACAUUCAAUACUUUCUUGUCAUGCUAUGCAGGGAAAGGGCUAUUUGCUGAAGCUGGUGAAGUUAUUAGAUACAUGAUUGAACAUGGUUGCAUGCCUAAUGAACUAACUUACAAGAUUGUAAUUGAUGGUUAUUGUAAAGCUAAAAAGCAUAAAGAAGCUUUAGAUUUUGUGUCUAAGAUUAAGGAGGUUGAUAUCUCUUUUGAUGAUCAAUCUGUAAAAAGAUUAGCUUCUUGCAUUAAGGAGAGUUUGAGGUAUUGAUUUUGUGAAAUAUGCCUUUUGGGUUUCUUUUCUCUUUUUCCUUUUCUUAGAUACCUUGGCAACUCCAUUUGUACUAUAAUAGUAUAAUCUCUAAUAAUACAUCAUUCUUCAGAAAGUUCU
Molecule: messenger RNA, 2859 nt
Organism: Cicer arietinum (chickpea)
Lineage: Eukaryota; Viridiplantae; Streptophyta; Magnoliopsida; Fabales; Fabaceae
Molecular function (GO): protein binding
Source: RefSeq, a predicted model, not a curated record